AUGCAGCACCUGGUGGUGAGAGCUUCCAGCCCGGCCCACCUGCAGGCGGACGACUGGGUCCUGAAUGGAGUCGGGCGCAAAGUCAGCCACUACUACGGGUACGGGCUCUUGAACGGCGGGCGCUUGGUGGAGAUGGCCAAGAGGUGGCCGAGGACUCCGCCUCAGCGGAAGUGCUUCAUUCAGGUGGUCUACAAAGCAAGGGCCAUCGGUUCACGACUGUCCGUCUCCCAGAACGUCUCGUCCUCCCCCUGCCUCCAGAGGAGACACCGAGGCAUCCGUUCCCUGGAGCACGUCCAGGUGCAACUGUCGCUCACUUACAGCCGGAGGGGAGACCUGGCCAUCUCGCUGACCAGUCCCAUGGGGACCACCUCCACCCUGGUGGACGUCAGGUGA
This is a messenger RNA of Thamnophis sirtalis, 393 nucleotides long. The record is from RefSeq and is a predicted model, not a curated record. Lineage: Eukaryota; Metazoa; Chordata; Lepidosauria; Squamata; Natricidae.